AUGCCUUCCUUGACAGUAGCAAUCGCCCAAUCCCGCACCCUGCACACCACCCAAUCCACCCUCUCCGCCCUCGAACGAACAACUAAACUCGCCUCCUCUCGCAACGUCCACCUCCUCCUCUUCCCAGAAGCGUACCUGGGCGGGUAUCCACGUACGUGCUCUUUCGGGGCAGCGGUUGGAUCUCGGGCUCCACACGGCCGAGAUCAGUUCCUGGAGUAUUUCAAGGCUGCUGUGGAUCUGGGUGAUACGCCUGCUGGGGCUGGUGAGGAGUGGCUGGGUAGGAAGUUGGAGGUUGCCGUUGGGAAGCAGUAUCGUGGAGAUGGGACGAGGGAGUUUCUUGAGAGGGUGGCGAGUGAGACGGGCGUAUUUAUUGUGACUGGGUUGGUGGAGAGGGCGGGAGGAAGUUUGUAUUGUUCGGUGGUUUAUGUUGAUCCUUUGAGGGGGAUCUUGGGGAAGAGGGAGGAAGGUGAUGCCGGUAUGUCCUUUUUUUUUUUUACUGGUGCCGAACGCAUGAUCUGGGCUCAAGGAUCACCUUCGACUCUUCGCGCGGUGACAACUUGUCUCAAUGGGAUUCCGAUUACAUUGGCUUCUGCCAUCUGCUGGGAGAACUACAUGCCCUUGCUGCGUCAGAGUCUGUACUCUCAAAACGUGAAUAUCUACCUCGCUCCGACGGCUGAUGCCCGUGAUACUUGGCUAUCGCUUAUGCGCACCGUCGGCAUUGAAGGUCGUUGCUUCGUGCUCUCGGCAAAUCAAUGUGUUCGGAAGUGCGAGUUGCCGUCUUGGAUAACCGGGCAAAGGGAGACUGCUCCGUUUCCGGCUCCAGCUCCUGUGCACAGGGAGCACCCGAAGAUGAUGAACCGCAAGCUGUCGAUUACGUCGGAGGGGCCGCAUGAGAUUGUGUGGCCGCAGUGUUCGACUCAGGGGGUGGUGAAUGGUGAGGGUGAGACGGCUCAAGUAUCAUCCCAUGUAUCCUCUCAGACUUCUGAGUAUCUCUGUCGAGGAGGUAGUUGUAUCAUUUCUCCGCUAGGUGAGGUUCUAGCAGGGCCCUUGUGGGAGGUCUGUACGGAUGAUGUGCCCGAUAGCGACGAAGUAGCCGUGCAUUCGAGUGGUGUUCAACCGGCUGCGACUGGGGAUGGACUGGCGAUUGCCCAGAUUGAUGUGGAUGACUGCGAGCGAGGUCGAUUAGAUCUCGAUGUCGCUGGUAGCUACUCGCGCAACGAUGCAUUCAAGUUGACCGUCGAAGGGCUGGACCUGGCCCCGCCGCCCUUGUAA
Penicillium maclennaniae is the source of this 1272-nucleotide messenger RNA. Its product is annotated as nitrilase. Bases 1 to 1272 code for a protein of 423 amino acids. NCBI's taxonomy places the organism in Eukaryota, Fungi, Ascomycota, Eurotiomycetes, Eurotiales, Aspergillaceae. Gene Ontology annotation, molecular function: catalytic activity. The record is from RefSeq and is a predicted model, not a curated record. The transcript is spliced from 2 exons.